This is a messenger RNA of Prunus armeniaca (apricot), 216 nucleotides long. The record is from the annotation of a GenBank genome assembly. NCBI's taxonomy places the organism in Eukaryota, Viridiplantae, Streptophyta, Magnoliopsida, Rosales, Rosaceae.
AUGCUUGCAGUUGCAGCCUUGCCUCUUAGUUUCAAAGUUGUUUCUUUAGUGAAUGAACAAAGAAAGGUUUAUGAAUUGUACAUCAAUCUGAUUUUCCAGCUUGUAUUUGUGAUGUGGGUCUGUUUCGAUAGUGAGCUUCGAGAGUUAGGAUUGAAUGCGUUGUUGCACAUGACAAAGAGCCGAGGGAAUCGUUGCCUAGGAACAAACAAGCAGUGA